This is a messenger RNA of Fraxinus pennsylvanica, 390 nucleotides long. The record is from the annotation of a GenBank genome assembly. Lineage: Eukaryota; Viridiplantae; Streptophyta; Magnoliopsida; Lamiales; Oleaceae.
AUGGGGAGAAGAAUAUUGAACGAUGCCUUGAGAACAAUCGUCAAUGCCGAAAAGAGAGGAUUCGCUUCGGCGGAGCUCAAGCCUGUCUCCAACGUCAUGGCUUCCUUCCUUCAAAUCAUGAAAUACCGAGGGUAUAUUAAGGAUUUUGAAGUUCAUGACCCACAAAGAGUGGGAAGGAUAACUGUGGAGCUUCUGGGGAGGAUUAAUGAUUGUCGGGCUAUCACCUAUAGACAGGAUAUCAAGGCUCAUAACAUCAAGAAUUACAAAACAGACACUCUUCCUACUCAUCAGUGGGGCUAUGUCGUAAUUACAACACCAAAUGGAGUUUUGGAUCAUGAAGAGGCAAUUCGACAAAAUGUAGGCGGUCAAGUUCUGGGAUAUUUCUAUUGA